This is a messenger RNA of Drosophila elegans, 6674 nucleotides long. Its product is annotated as chaoptin. Gene Ontology annotation, molecular function: protein binding. The record is from RefSeq and is a predicted model, not a curated record. Gene Ontology annotation, cellular component: extracellular matrix. NCBI's taxonomy places the organism in Eukaryota, Metazoa, Arthropoda, Insecta, Diptera, Drosophilidae.
CUGUUCUUCCAUUCUUUUCAGUGUCCAAGCCAGAAAGUCCAAGAUAAUUGAAUAAACGAUCCACAAUCACGAGUCAAUGUGUGUAGGCAAACUCUUCGUACUCUUCGGCGGCUGUGAAGCAGAGUAAUUGAUAAUAUUGAAUGCUGGCAGGACAUUGCCAAGUGAAAUCCAUUAGCUAACGGGCAAUCACCUGGAACCCUCUCAUAGCUCGGUGGAUGCCACGUGGCGAGGUUAAAGGUUGAUGACUGCCUAAAUGUAAAAGGAUGUGGCAAGAGGCAAAUAUCCGGGCGAAUGCGACACGCUGAUUGAGACCGGCUGAAAACGGAAGGACAAACGGAAGGAGACAGGUACAUACAGGGAUAAAAGGGAUACAAGGGAUACAAGGGACUGCCAGGAAAAUGUGCAAGGGCAGCAAUUCAGGAACGACAGCCACGCUGGUAAACUUAUUAGCGAAAUGCACGAAGUCAACAAACGGACAGCCGCCAGUAGAAGUCCUCGAGCAGGAAAAGGAAUCGGAAAGUCGGGGGAAUCUCGUGCCGCAAAAGCAACGAACAAAACGUCAAAACAAGCAACAUCUACAGCUGCAGCAGCAGCAGCAGCAACACCAGCUGCAACAACAGCAGCAACCUCAGGAGCAGCAUAAUCAGCGCCAGCAACAAGGACAUCAAAUAGAGCAAAUGGCGAUGGGGACAAAUGAAGAGGCGGCGGCUGCCAAGGAGCACGAACGGCAGACCAAACUGGCUGACUGCAAAUGCAAAGGCAAACACCAGCAGCAACGAAAUCGCAAUAAUGUUGCCGUCGUGCAGCAGCAUGUCCUGCGGUUGCUCCCCUUCGUCCUGUUCGUCCUGUUCCCGGUCACCGCAGCCUCGAUGACACCUUCGGCCAGGAUCUCCAGUGCCAAAGGCUCGUCCCGUGAGCUCCUCUUCACGGAAAUGGGCGGUGCAGUCGCCUCAGGGGGCAUGGCUGGAGCAGCCAGUGCUGCAGGAGGAGCACCAGGAGGAGCAGCAGGAGGAGCAUCUGCGGGCGGAGGAGGAGCGGCCGGAAUCGAGUGCCCCAGCUUCGACAACACCGCCUGUCCAUGCUACAAGUUCGAGGAUGGACUAUUCCUGGAGUGUCCCGGAACGACUGCCAUAUCGCUGCGCUCGACCCUCGAGCGAAUUUCGGCGCCGAUACACUCGCUGUCCAUCUACGACUUCGACCGCUCGGUGACGUCACUCUCGCAGGACGUCUUCCAGCCGGGCGUCCACAUCCGGCACCUGCAGUUCUCCCACUCGCACCUGGAGGCCCUCAAGGACAACAGUCUGCGCAACGUCCGCUCGAGCCUAGAGUCCCUCAGCAUUGUCAAUGGCAAACUAACGCAGAUGCCAUCCCGUGCCCUGAGCUCCAUGCAGAAACUGACGGCCCUGGACUUUGACUACAACGAGAUCGUGCGCGUGGAGGACUACAGCUUCUACGGGCUGCGGCUGUCGAAGCUGAACCUGAAGGGCAACCGGCUGCAGGGGAUGCCGGAGCACGCGUUCGCCGGACUGGAGGAGUGCAUGCAGGAGAUCGACGUCUCGGAGAAUGGCCUGCGCACCUUUCCGUUGAUGGCGCUGCGCAAGCUGGACCACCUGCGCAUCCUGCGGCUGUCGAACAACCGGAUAGCCACCUUCUACGGCGACAUCCAGUUGGCCACGAACAAUGCCUCGGCGGCGGCGGCUGCGGCCGGUGCCUUUCAGUUGCCCUCGCUGAUCUUCCUGGACCUGAGCUCCAAUCAGUUUGCCGAGAUCGGGGACGACUGCUUCCGGGCCUUUCCGCAGCUGAAGACACUCUCGUUCUAUGCCAACCAGAUCGAACUGGUCCAGCCGGAGGCGUUCAAGAGCCUGCGCGAGCUGAUGUCGCUGGACAUGUCGCACAACAGGAUCAUCAGCCUGGACCCCAAGGUGUUCGGGCGGAACAAGCGGCUGCAGACGGUGGACCUGAGUCACAACCACAUCCAUGCCAUCGGUGGGGUCUUCUCCGAUCUGCCCCAGUUGCGUGAGGUGUUCCUCAGCGAGAACAACAUACUGGAGCUGCCGGCGGACGCGUUCACCAACUCGACAAAUGUGGAUGUCAUAUACCUGGAGUCCAAUGCCAUUGGACACAUCGAUCCGAAUGUCUUUAGUACGCUGGUCAAUCUGGACCAUCUGUAUUUGCGGUCCAACUUCAUACCGCUGCUGCCGGUCACGCUGUUCGACAAGUGCACCAAGUUGACGUCGCUGUCGCUGGACAAUAAUGAGAUCCAGGACCUGGAGAUCGGCAUGUUCCGGAAGCUGGAGCACCUGAGGGAGGUGCGGCUGCACAACAACCGCAUCCGGCGGGUGCGCAAGGGCGUGUUCGAGCCGCUGCCCGCCCUCCAGGAGCUGCACAUCCAGAAGAACAGCAUCGAGGACAUCGAGCCGCAGGCGUUCAGCACGCUGCAGAGCAUGCAGCACAUCAAUCUGCAGGACAACCAGCUGACCGUGCUGGAGGACAUCUUCGCCGAGGACAACUCGUCGCUGCUGUCGGUGCAGCUGGAGGCCAACUACCUGCACAAGGUGCAUCCGCGCACGUUCCGUCGCCAGCGGAAGGUGCAGAUCAUGUGGCUGAAGGACAAUCAGCUGGUCCGCGUCGAGCGCUCCUUCUUUGCGGACACGGCCCAGCUGGGUCGGCUGUAUCUGAGCGACAAUCGGAUCAGGGACGUGGAGCGGGACACCUUUGCCGGUCUGCCGUUGCUGCAGUUCCUCGAUUUAAGCGGCAAUCAGCUGCGUCAGUUGCGUCGCGACUACUUUGCUCCGCUGCUGGCGCUGGAGGAGCUCAAUUUGGCCCGCAACCACAUCGAGGCCAUCGAGGGCUAUGCCUUUGCCAAGCUGGGCAACUUGAAGUCCCUCGACCUCUCGCACAAUCCGCUGGUGCAGCUGAGCCGUGACGUCUUCCUGGACGAACUGCCGCUCCAUUCGCUGAGCCUGGCCAACUGCUCGCUGCGAAAGCUGGAGCAGCACGCCUUCCGCUCGCUGACCAACCUGAACGAGCUGAGUCUGGAGCGGAACCAGCUGAAUCCGGCGGACAUCCAGAAGCUGGACAUGCCCAAUUUGCGGCGCCUGCUGCUCAGCCACAACAACUUCAGCCACGUCGGCUCCGGCGGCAUCAUGGCCGGCAUGUUCGACCGCCUGCGCUCCCUGCAGCAGCUGGCCAUGGCCAACUGCAGUCUGGGCCAGAUACCCGAUCUGCUGUUCGCCAAGAACACCAAUCUGGUGCGGCUGGAUUUGUGCCACAAUCGGCUGACGCAGAUGAAUCGCAACAUCUUCAGCGGUUUGAAUGUGUUCAAGGAGCUGAAGCUGUGCCGCAACCAGCUGGCCGAGUUCCCGCACAUAGCGCUCUACAAUUUGAGCGCCUUGGAGAGCCUGGAUUUGGCCCGCAACCAGCUGGCCUCCAUUGACUUCUUCAAGCUGAGCGGCACCCUCAAUCUGAGGCAUCUCGUGCUGCGAGACAACCGGAUCACGGCACUCAGCGGCUUCAAUGCCGUCAAUCUCACCCAGCUGGACAGUGUGGAUUUGAGCGGUAAUCUGCUGCUCUCGCUGCCGGCCAACUUCCUGCGCCACUCGAUCAAUCUGCAGCGAGUGGAUCUGUCCAGCAAUCGGUUCCUGCAGAUACCAUCGUCGGCGCUGUCGGAUGUGUCCAUACCGCGGCUGUCGUGGCUCAAUCUGACCGGGAAUCCGAUCAAUCGGAUCUACACGGUGAAGGAGGAGCGGUAUCCGUACCUCAAGGAGCUGUACAUCUGCCAAACGAACCUCUCCAUACUGACGUCCAAGGACUUUGAGGCCUUCCAGGCUCUGCAGCAUCUGCAUUUGGUGAACAACCGCAUCACCAGGAUCUCGCCGGGCGCCUUCAAGUCGCUGACCAACCUGCUCACGCUCGACCUCAGCGUCAACGAGCUGGAGAUGCUGCCCAAGGAGCGACUGCAGGGCUUGCGACUGCUGCGCUCCCUCAACAUCUCGCACAACACGCUCAAGGAUCUGGAGGAGUUCAGCGCAGACCUGGCCGAGAUGCAGACCCUCGACCUGAGCUUUAAUCAGCUAGAUCGCGUCUCCAAGAAGACCUUCCGCCAUCUGCACGGCCUGCUGGAGCUGCUGCUCAUGGGCAACCGCAUGACCGUCCUCUCCAACGACGCCUUCCGCUUCCUGAGGAAGCUGCACGUGCUGGAUCUGCGCAAGAACUACUUCGAGCUGGUGCCACUCGAUCCGCUCAAGCCGCUGGAGACCAAUCUGCGCACCCUCAAGCUGGAGGAGAAUCCACUGCAUUGCAGCUGCGACGCCCAGAAACUGUGGGAAUGGCUGCGGGAUCAUCGCAAAUGGUCACUUGCCGCGGGCUCCGGCGCUGGAGGAGGAUUGGGCGGCCUGGGCGGAUGGGGGGGAAGGGGGCUGGGCGGCGAUUCCAUUAAUUACCUGAGGUGCGAACACCCAACGGAGCUGCGGGGCAAGGUGUUCGGCCGGAUGGAGCCGCAGCAGUUCUGCGACGCCCCGCUAAUACCCAAAAUGGCCAUCCAGGACAUCCAGCCCUAUUCGGUGGUCGUGUCCUGGCAGAGCCGCGACCAUUUGGGCCUCAAUGGCUUCGAAAUUGUUUACCACGCCACCGGCGACGGACUCGUUCCGGCCGGAUCCCCAACGGACCGUGAGCGGGAUGGGGUCAGGGGUCACGACCCCGACAGGGAGCGCACCCAGAGCCAAAGUCAGAGCCAGAACCAGAACCGGAAUCGCAAUCGGGACCAGGAGCAGCGGGAAAGAGAGAGGGAGCGCGAGAGGGAGCGGGACAGGGAGCGGUUCCCCAUCGCCACAGAUGAGAUCCAUGGCAAGCGGCUAAAUGGGACGGCCAGCUCGACGAAGUUAACCAAGCUGAGCCCCAAUACGCGCUAUCACAUCUGUGUCAUCGGGAGCGGUAAUUGGCUCUCGGAGCCGCUGGCGAACGCACUGCAGCGGCUCCAUGCCAACGAGUCCAUUCGCGACGACGACUCGCCGAUGAUGAUGUCCGCCCCACUGCCGGACUCCUUUUCGCCGUAUCAGCAUCAGCAUCAGCAUCAGCACGCUCGCAAUGCCAAUGCCAAUGCGGCGAUGGUGCAGGAUCAGAAUCUGGAGCAGGAUCUGGACAAUGCCAUCGGUGGGGAGCAGCAUGCCCUGCUGGAGGUGCUCAAGAACUCGCACAUCUCGGCCUGCACGGAUGUGCAGACCCUCGACUCGACGCCCAGCCUGGUGACCGACGAGAACGGGCUGGCCAGCAACGGCUUCAUUCACUCCAUCCUGACCAGGCGACUGGGCCUGAUCGUGGGCUGCUGCCUGGGCAUCAUUGUGUUCAUCGUGAUGAUCUCGGUGCUGAGCUAUGUCAAGCUGAAGAAGCAGCGCAUCGAGAACGCCAAGCGGCAGGCCGCCUUGCCGCCGGAGUACAUAUCCUAUCGCCACUUCUCUAUUCCCAACGAGGAGCUGACCAGGACAGCCGCCAAUGCUGGAGCGGCAGCGGCAGCGGCGGCGGCAGCAGCAGCGGCUUCAGCGGCCGCAGCGAACAAGUCCGGCGAUGCUGGCAGCCCGCCGCACAUGUCCAGUGUGCCCAGCGGUAUUAGUGCGCACAUUAGUGGGACCAGCCUGAGUACAGGUGGCACGGGUACGGGCACCACCACCACCACGGCCACCACGCCCAUUGGCGGUGUGCCGAUUAUGGGCGUCGGCAUGGGCGUGGGCGUGGGCAAGGCGGGCAGUCCGCUGGUGGGCGUGGUGGACAGCGACCACACCCACAACGCCCACGGUCACGCCCAUGCCCAUGCCCACCGACAGAACAACGGUUACAUGGCGGCGGGUGUGGUGCUCAAUACAAACCACUUGAGCGUUUGUUAGUCGCACAAUUGAACAAUGAGUCAAGCAAGUGAAUAACUUAAACAGGGGCAGUCUGUUCCGAGGAAAAAGCGCGGAAGGAGGUUCCAAGUGAAGGGGGGGAUGUCGAGAAAUUCUACAAAAAACGGUUUGAAUACACUUCGCCCACGUACCAUCCCUCAUUGAGUAUUUUUUUGAUAAAUAAGUUAAGCCUUUGUUUAUAAGCAUUUAAAUUAUAUCACUUUUUAACACAGUCUGUAUGCUCAGUUAAUUUUUUCAUAUUUUUUUUUAUGUUGUUUGUGGUUGUCAACUACAAACAGAUAUUUAUGCACUCGAAGCCUAAAUAACUUAAAUAUUUAAAUAUUUCUUGAAUACAUUUUCAACACUGUUAAUCAUUACAAGAGAGAACCCUUCUAUAGCAUUUAUAGUUAUAUUUCAUUUAAAGAUAAUUGCAUUAAGUUUAGUUAACUAGACCCAAUCAAACAACUCAGAUAGUGAGAUCUAAAACAGAAGGCAAUUAUUUGAAAAAAGUAUUUAUUGACCAAUACAGACAUGAAUUAUAUGUGUUUUGAUUUAUUUAGCAAAUAAAAGUGCAACUCAAAUACCAAUGUUCAAAAAUGUAAACCAUGUAAUCAAAAAGUUAAAAAUUUAAAGUCUUUUAAACAGUGUUAAGUAGUAUCACUUACUAUAUUUUUUUAGAAAUGAGUUCGUUUUAGUAAUUAAUGAAGUUCCCGCAAACACAGCGUCGAUAUCCAGCUUAUAUGAUAAUACCCAAAGAUAAUCGCCCACUCAUUCGAGAAUAAAUGAGUUUUAAGAGGA